This is a messenger RNA of Schizophyllum commune H4-8, 1344 nucleotides long. RefSeq lists its product as uncharacterized. The record is from RefSeq and is a predicted model, not a curated record. The coding region runs from base 40 to 1098 and encodes 352 amino acids. The transcript has 3 exons. NCBI's taxonomy places the organism in Eukaryota, Fungi, Basidiomycota, Agaricomycetes, Agaricales, Schizophyllaceae.
CUGCUUGUUUCUUCCCCCGACCCUCUCGACCUUCUCAACAUGUUCAAACGCGUGGAGCGCAAGCGGAAACGGAGAGAGGAGGAGGAGGAGCUCGGGCUAGACGAAGAGAUGAAGGAGGCUCUCGGCAUGGGCGGUCUCGACACGGACUCUGACGAGUCUGAAUCCGACUCUGAUUCCGAUCACUCAAACGAUGAGGUAGAGGAGGACGCGGACGAGGGGCUCGAGGGGGAUAACGCUGAAGAUGAAGAUGAAGAUGAAGACCCCGAGGGAGACGAUGCGUCCGACGCAGACGAAGGGGACUCACCCGCCGACCCCGCAGAGGUCUUCACCAUCGGCGAACUCAUGUCCUCGUCCCCCAUCGUCCAGCUCCCGGAUAAAGGCGGGCAUUUCACUUGUGUCGUAUGCCCUGGGAAAAUGCUGCGUACAAAAGAGUUCAUCGACCAACAUCUUGAGUCGCAGCCCCAUACCCGACGCAUGGCCCGCCUCGCCGCCUACGUCGAAACACAUGAGCCCGACCCGACCACCGAUGCUUUUGACAUUCUCGACAAAGUCGACGAGGAGAAAGAGCAGGCUACAGCGACUCCGGGAACCAGCAAGAAGGCCGAUAAGCGCGAGCGAUUCAGACAGAGACGAGCCGAGGCGCGAGCCAGGAAGCAGGCCAAGGCUGCGAGGGGAAAGCUAGCUGGCGCGGACGGCGCGGACGACGCAGAGAAAGCUAAGAAGGCGGCAAAGACGAGCGAUGUCAGCGCAGACGUGAAGUCAUCAUCUUCGAAGAAGAAGCGCAUCUCUGCGUCUCGCCAAAGACGAAUAGAGAGACGAGCCGCUGCCCGUGCUGCAGGGGGGUCGGGAGAGUCGAGCGCUCCUGCGGGGCAAGCGACGGAGAAGGAGUUGCUGAAGGAGACGCAGGGAGCGACGCCGAGGGCCUCAAAUGGCAAGACUUCGAAAGACUCGCCCAAGAAAUCCUCAAAGGACUCGACGGACUCGCAGAAGAAAUCGCCAAUGAGCGUUACGAAGCGCGCCGCGGCAGCGAUCGCGAAGUCGAAAUCAGGGGAUAAAAAAGACAAGCCUGCGAAGAAACGCAAGAUAUCGCAUGUAUAGUAGGAUUUCUUGGGCUUACCUCGCUUUGUAUGUGCUUGAAUUUGGCUGAAUGGGGUCUUGACGAUGUCGAGUUCAACUGUGACCUGUCACGUGUGUGAUUGUGACAAACACAAUCCUAUCCUCAGAGCCUCUCCGCAGCCCCCUUGUAUCGCUCCAAGCCUCGCAGUCAAAUCAGUCCGGAUGAGAAGCAAUUAAGCUUUCCCUCGAUCGGUGCGUCACUCGUUUUGGUUGGCACCCCAAGCGCGC